Megachile rotundata (alfalfa leafcutting bee) is the source of this 2286-nucleotide messenger RNA. RefSeq lists its product as uncharacterized. NCBI's taxonomy places the organism in Eukaryota, Metazoa, Arthropoda, Insecta, Hymenoptera, Megachilidae. Gene Ontology annotation, molecular function: protein binding. The record is from RefSeq and is a predicted model, not a curated record.
AUCGCCUUGUAAGAAUAUGGACCCCAUCUUGCAAGUUCUUGCCCGUUGCCUGCAAACCAGCCAAGAAUUUCAAUAGAUCGUUUCAUUGGGGAUAAUACAGUGUUCAUUAACAUCGAAAGCGCGUCUGAGAUUAACAAAGACCCUGUGUGCGAGCAAUUUCGUGACCGAGACAAGCACCGGUGGCCAUCGGGCGAUCUUGACCACGACACACGAGCCGCGUACACCCGCGUGACCGUUAAAUGAACGAUCUGCCGAAAUUACAAUACAAUGGCCCAGAAGAACCACUUGACGAAUACCCGGUAAAUGAGUCAGCCAACGGUGGCCGAAUAAGGCCCGUGUGAACCGCGUCUUCGGGAGCCAUGAUGCAAGUAGGGCAUUCUGGGAAGACAUUAACGGUGAUUUCAAAUUUGGAAAUUUGGGAUUUGGAGAGUUUGGAAAUUUGGAUAUUUGGGAUUUGAGGAGUUUGGAGACGGACGUCGAAGACGAUUAUUUAACUAAAUUAUCGGAUUAUUACUCAGACUAUGGUGAAUACGAGGAAGGAAUUCCAGAAGAUGACGAAGAAGAAGAGGAGGAGGAAGAAGAAGCUGAAGACGAAGUGGAAGAAGUAGAUAUAUACGCUGAUUUAAUGGCACAAUUCGAGGAGCGAAGAACCGAUAGACUGACGGUUGCAGCCGAAGCGAAGAAGGAAUUUUUACGGGAAUUGAUUGGUAUAAGAAGAGAAAAAGAUGUCUCGAGAUCAACACUGAUCACCCCUGAAGAAGUUUCUUCAGUUUCCUCGAAAUUGUCCACCGAAAGUUCUACCCAUCCUUGCCUCAAGGAUAUCGACAUCAGUGACUCUCAAUUGAAAUUGCACAAUCUGUAUACAAAAUUCCCGAUACCCGACGAUCCCGGCUUGGUACCAGCCUUUUGGACCACUCAAGAGUAUCAGGCAAUUUAUCCAGAAGAUGGUGUACAAAAGUUUGAAGAUCUCAUUAAAAUGUCGGGCAUCCGACCUAUACGAUCGUUGAAAACCAUGUUUAUGUCUGAUAAGAUCAGCUUACAGUACUAUGGUGUGAACUCUCGCAUUAUAAGACCUCUCUGCGAGGCUCUCAUGAAAAAUCAUUCAGUGGAAACUGUUGAUCUUACGGGUAACUGGCUAUCAGAGGACGCCUGCUAUCACCUGAAUGACUUGCUGAGGACAAAUAAUGUAAUAACUACUCUACUGUUAGCCGGAUGUCAAAUCGGGCCAAAAGGUGCAGCGAAGCUUUACGAUGGACUCACGAGGAACGUAACCUUAACGACACUAGAUCUUUCCAAUUGCAACAUUGGAAGCGAGGGGCUCGAUCACAUUGCAAGUGCUAUGAGCAACAACGAGAGUAUUCACAACCUCUCUUUGAACAACAAUCAUCUCGACGAAUCUUGUGCAGACACGUUACAGAAGUUGCUCUCUUCGUACAUGCUGCAAUAUUUAGAUCUCUCGUGGAAUUCCUUAUACACUGCAGACACCUGGAGGAAGAUGUGCAGAGCACUAGAGAGUAACGAAGCCCUGGUGGAUCUUGACUUAUCCUGGAACGCGUUAGGCAAAGAAUGCGUGCCGCAUCUGCGUCGAUUAUUGCAACGUUCGCUUGCACUGAAAAAAUUAGAUUUAAGUGGGAAUCGAUUCUAUAAUGAGGAUAUAGACCUCAUAGCAAGAAGUUUGUCAAGAAACGAUGUGUUAGAAGAAAUAUAUUUUGGGGACAACCCUUUCAAAGCGGAGGGUGCAUUGGCUCUUGUCAAAGCACUCACCCCAGACAAAGCUCCGGAGAGUCAACUACAAGUUUUAGACCUUACAAACAUUUGGGCAAACAAAGAUAUAUUACCGGAUCUUCAGGCAAUCAAAGAUAGCAAACCGUGGCUUCAAAUCAAACUUGGAGGAAUAUUUAGCAAUUACAAAGUAGAAGGCCCAGAUGUGAAAGCGAUACUUUUGAAGAGGGCAAACUUUGAAGCAAUGAAACCCAAAAAUAAACGACGUCGCAGGAAUUUUGGCCACUUCGUGCUAUCACUUGAGGAUAAUGUUAUUUCGAGAGGAAAGUUUGUGGAGUUAGUCAAGGACUUCAAACUAAAGUUAUCGCAAUCUCUUAUCCGUGAAUUAAUGGGCGCAUUCGCUGCUACAAGACAUUCUGUUGAUCAAGGAUUAUUGAAAUCAACUUAUAUGAAACAUUUUCCGGAUACCAAACUGCCACCGGAAAAACCUGCCAAGAAGAAAAAAGCAACUAGUCCGAAAAAAGAAGCGAGGACAAAAGUGAAGAAGAAAACGAAAAAAUAGAA